This is a messenger RNA of Aspergillus pseudoviridinutans, 897 nucleotides long. RefSeq names its product shikimate dehydrogenase family protein. Gene Ontology annotation, biological process: chorismate biosynthetic process; shikimate metabolic process. NCBI's taxonomy places the organism in Eukaryota, Fungi, Ascomycota, Eurotiomycetes, Eurotiales, Aspergillaceae. Bases 1 to 897 code for a protein of 298 amino acids. The transcript has a single exon. Gene Ontology annotation, molecular function: shikimate 3-dehydrogenase (NADP+) activity. The record is from RefSeq and is a predicted model, not a curated record.
AUGGGAUCUCGCGCAUACACUUAUCUCGUUGGUAUCGGCGUCACACAUUCGAUAGCCCCGCCUAUGCACAAUUAUAUCGCCAAGUCAUUGGGCUAUGAUUGGGAAUUCCGUGCUCAAGAAUGCCCGUCAGUUGAGCAUGCCAUCAACCUUUUCCGCCAGCCAACCUUUGCCGGAGGAGUGGUGACGAUGCCCUAUAAGCGAACGAUCAUGGAACAUCUGGACGGACUGGACGAAUACGCAACAAAGCUGGCCGCUUGCAACAACGUGUACCGGUCCUCAGAUGGACAGCUGAGAGGCACCAAUACUGACUGGAGAGGCAUCGAGGGGUGCCUUCUGAGCGCUAGCACCGAAGGCAAGGGGAAGCCCGCCGUCGUGAUCGGUGCGGGUGGCGCAUGCCGUGCAGCGAUCUUCACCUUGCAUGAGAGGCUGGGCUGCAGUCCUAUCUACGUCGUGAACCGUGAUGCAGAUGAAACCGCUUCACUCUUCAAAGAAACCAAGCAGAAUUACGAGCAAAGCCUUCAAUUGGUGCACGUACAGUCUGCGGAGCAAGUGCAGGGUUUAGCAGCGGCCUACUAUAUUGUGGGAACGGUGCCCGACGCAGAGCCGACCGCCCCAGAAGAGCUGCAAAUCCAUCAGGUCCUUAACGCAUUCCUGGAGGCUGCAGGGGGAAAAGGGGUUCUAUUGGAUAUGUGCUUCAAGCCUAGAAAUACGCGGAUUCUGCGAGCCGGGAAGGCCAGAGGAUGGAAGACAGUGGAGGGAACCGAGGUCAUUGGGCAUCAGAUCCACGAGCAAUACCGCUUGUGGUGCGGAGAGGAGCAGAGUAAGAGGAUCCGUACAGAGGAGGCUUGGGCGGUUCUUCGCAAAGCAGCGGAGGAAAGCCCAGCCAUCAACUUCUAA